UUGGCAGUAGUUAUCUAUAAGAUUAAGGUUAUGAAAAUUGGUUAAUUAUUUAGUGUAUCACAGUGUGCACGAGUUGCUUAAAGGAUAGAUAGCAAUAAAACGUGUUUGUAGUGUGAUCACAUGAAAUGAAGUGGAAGAUGUCAUUCAUAUUUGGUUGAAGAAUGUAGACUACAGCUUUAGAGGCAGACGUAAGAAUUGAAACUACUGGUGGAAGCAGAAACGGGUCAUGGGAAUGACGUAAGGGUCAUUGUGCAAGACUUGGGCGACAGAAUAUCGUGUCUUCGAAGCAGAGAUAGAGGAUUUCUAAAUUAAAAUUCAGAAUACAAAAUGGGCGAAAGACGAGGCACAAAGGCACUAGAACUCUGGUGUCGACGAAUAACCGAGGGUUACCAUGGUGUAAAUGUGCAAAAUAUGACAACUUCUUGGAGAGACGGUCUCGCCUUUUGCGCAAUGAUUCAUCAUUUCCGUCCAGAUCUGAUUAACUUCGACGAUUUAGACAAGAACGACGUGUACGGGAACAAUGAACUGGCGUUUAGAGUAGCAGAACAGCAUCUUGGAAUUCCUGCACUUUUGGAUGCAGAAGACAUGGCCUCUUGCUCUGUACCGGAUCGAUUGUCAAUUCUUACCUACUUAUCACAAUUUUAUCAGACCUUCAGUGGUUCGUCUCCAACUCGACUCGCAAUGAAUAGAGCUACAGAAACUGUGGAUGGAAGAAUCACGCAAAUGCCUGAAUCACCGAAAGAAAAGGAGGCGUCGUGCUUGGGAAUGCGAAAGGAUCUGUGCGCCGUAUGUGGGCUUCCAGUUUUUCUAGCGGAAAAGUUGGUACUAGACCACGUUGCUUAUCAUCGUACCUGCUUUCGCUGUGCACGAUGUAGUAAUCAGUUAACCCUUGGUAAUUAUUACGAGACCGAGGAAGGGCAACAUUGCUGUGAAACGUGCCCUGAUGAAGAAAUUCCAUCGUUCGCUAUACAAAGCUGCAGCGAUUCUAUAACACCUGAUGAAACCGAAAAAGAUAUCAUGACAGAUUCAACUUAUACCCGACCUUUUCGUGAUAACGAAAACGUGGAUGAAAGAAUGAUUUGUCGUAAUUCCAUCAAAACGAUAUUAAAUAGCAAUGAUUCUUCUGUUCCCGAUAUAAUUGCACAAACUUCUCGAUUAAGACUGAAUUUCAUAUCGAAUGAGCUACUCUCGGACAAAGCGAUGGAAACAUUUACCACUGAUAGCUCACCAAUGAAUGACAAUGUGAAAAGUGGUUUCGACCAAAAUCGUGUAAAUUUUGAAACAACAAAUGCAGAUCUCACAUUGCCAAUUAACGAUAAUUACGAGGAACAAGGGAAGCAAGAAGAAAAAUGUGACUUUCAUGGUGCUUCUUCAAUAGCAGAAGCUCUAAGCGUGAAAGGUACGGUUCAAGGGACAAGUGGAGACUGUGCAAUAAUGAAGAACCAUGAUCACGAUAAAUUAAACGUUAACGGUAAAAAGCAGAAAGAAGAGUUAACUGUAAUCUUAGAUCAGAAUGAAGUUAAGGAGAAGUCAAUGCUUCGCGAUAACACUAAGGUAUCAUUGUCUGAGACGAUCGACGAAUGUACGAACGCUAAGAGUAGUCUUUCUCUAGUUCAAAAGAGACGCAUGAUGUUUGAAAGUAUGAAAGAUCAUGUUGAAACAAAUGACACCAAACAUCAAAGCACCGAAACGUGCAAAUUUAAGAUACAGCCUGAGGAGCAUGAUGUAACGGAAAGAAAAUAUACAAGUUUGCCAAAUAGUUCAGAUGCGACAAAAGUAGUCGAUUCAUAUGACGGAUUAAGAGAUAACGCUGAAAAUUUUUGUAGCGAGAAAGGCGAAAAGAGUCCAAAUAUAACGGCUCCGUCCGAACUAUCGUUACCACACGAAUCGAUGGUAUUUCAAAGUUCAUCGAUUCAUUCAUCGGAUAAAGGAAAUAGCGUAGAUCAAGCACUUGUAAAAGUUAACUUAAAAAAAGACUACCCUGAAGAUUUAAAUCCUUUUAGAAGUGACGAAGAGGAAGAGAUUACCAAUAAUCCUAAAACAAACGCAAACACUUUAAAGACUACCAGAGAUUCAACAAAUCCUUUUGAAAAUGAAAAAGAAGAAGGGGAAGAAGAAGAAGAAGUGGAAGAAGAAGAAGAAGAAGAAGAAGUAGAAGAAGAAGAAAGAGAAGGAGGAGGAGGAGGAAACAAAAAAGGGACCGCGAAAAAGAUGGAAAUUAUUCCACCAAAGCCAGCUACGAGAAAUAAUUUCAGCAACAAGAAUGCAGGGCAAGAGAUUCUCAUGGAGAGACCGACAAAGCGACGUUUGGCGGCACCGCAAAUUAACUUAAACCCUUUCUGGAGUGAUGAAGAUGAUCAACAUAGCGAUGUGGAGUCCAACGAAAAGCCGUCCGACAUUGUGCCCAUUCCUAAACCACGCACUAUUAAACACGUUCAGGAAAUGAGCACGCAUGAACAAAAAUCGGAUCACCAUUGCGUUGAUUUACACGUAUCGAGUAGUUCUUUAAGAAGUACAGAGUCAAAAACACGUUCUGGAGGAACUUAUAGAAAGAAAAAACCAGCGCCAUUACCGCCUGACAAGAAGGAACAAAGUUUAUCCAAUCAGCGUACAUCUUCGCUGUCUAAACUACUCAAUAAUCCUGCUGGAUAUGACGAAUCGUCUUCGCACACAAUGCCUAAGGCACGUAAGAUAAAACCAGCUCCACCACCACCACCAAUUUCAACAAGUACUCCAUCUAAUGCGUCCCCUAGCUCAAUAGUGAAUUUUGAAGAAUCUCCUAUAGGUAAAUCGCACAAUGUGACUAAAGAGAAUAACAUUUGGGAAGAACAAAAGACUAACAAAGAUGAGGCAAAUAGGAACAGGCAAAAUUGUACGAACUCGUCAUGCGAAGAAAAUUUCCAUCAUAAAUCAUACGUAGAUAAAAGUAUGGAAGGAAAAUGGAAAAGGAAAAAAGGGCCUGCUCCACCUUGUCCGAUACCACAUAGAAGAAAGAUUAAAGUAAUGUCCCUUAAGGACGUUAAAUUUGAAUUAGAUGAAAUAGAAAUGCAACAACAGGGCUUGGAGAAACAAGGUGUACGAUUGGAACAAUUGAUUAGAAGUAAAUGUGAAUCUGGAUCCAGAAAUAACGAUGUUUCUCUUGAUACUACAGAUGUGGAAGAAUUAAUUAUGGAGUUAUUUGCUUUGGUAAACGAAAAGAAUGAACUAUUCAGGCGACAGGCAGAAUUGAUGUUACUACGAAGACAACAGAGAUUAGAAGAAGAACAUGCUGAAAUAGAAUAUCAAAUUCGGUGUUUAAUGUCGCAACAUGAGUCAACAAAAACGGAUUUCGACAAACAAAGGGAAGAAGCAUUGAUACAGAGAUUAAUAAAAAUUGUCGAAAGACGAAAUGAAAUUGUGGACUGUUUGGAAAUGGACCGCCGUAGAGAAAUGGAAGAAGACAGAAGUAUACAUAGACACAUGGAUCUGUUUGCUGCUAGGAAUAAAAGUGAACCAUCAAAUAAUGAUAAGGACACAGUUGAAAGGAAGAAACGAAAGCCAAUGAAACUAAAGGAAAAAGUGAAAGAGAAACAACUAAGAAAAACAUUGAAGAAGGAUAUGGAUAAGGAUGUAGAUGAAAUUGAGUUAAAACUCAAACGUCAUACUAAACGGAAAUGGUUUUAG
Messenger RNA from Habropoda laboriosa, 3663 nucleotides. It is a transcript of the gene MICAL-like, whose product is annotated as MICAL-like protein 1. Bases 328 to 3663 code for a protein of 1111 amino acids. Gene Ontology annotation, molecular function: protein binding. The record is from RefSeq and is a predicted model, not a curated record. The transcript is spliced from 11 exons. NCBI's taxonomy places the organism in Eukaryota, Metazoa, Arthropoda, Insecta, Hymenoptera, Apidae.